AUGGCUCUCAAGGCUGAAAUCAAGUCUUUAAAAAAUGAGGUUGCUAAAGAAGCACCAUCGAUCAUCCACAAAGCUGGCAAGCCUUACAGUACAAAAGUUGUUUCCGUGGACACUCUUGUUGGCCCCAAAGGUGGGCUAGGAGAGAUUUGCCAUAUUAUACUUGAUCACGGAGGCCAAUUUCAUUUUGUGGAAGGCCAAUAUCUUGGAAUAAUUUUACAUCCGGAUGAUGAUGAUGAUUCAUUGCAUACCCCGUUUCGCGUUAUAAUUCACUCUUUCUCCAUUGCAUCAGGCAGAGAUGGAGAUUCUUCUGAUGGCAAGAAACUGAGUUUGAGUGUUCGUCGUGCAGAACUGUCACCGCACGAUGCCAGUAACUUCCUCUGUAACGGACCUUUUGGGAAAACAAUGGUAUUCUCAGAGAAUCUGGAAGCAAUACAUAUCAUGGUUACAAUGGCAACUAGUAUUGCUCCUUUCCGUAGUAAUAUCCAGUGA
Molecule: messenger RNA, 489 nt
Organism: Dioscorea cayenensis subsp. rotundata (Guinea yam)
Lineage: Eukaryota; Viridiplantae; Streptophyta; Magnoliopsida; Dioscoreales; Dioscoreaceae
Product: ferredoxin--NADP reductase, root isozyme, chloroplastic-like
Exons: 4
Coding region: 1-489 (162 amino acids)
Molecular function (GO): oxidoreductase activity
Source: RefSeq, a predicted model, not a curated record